Pelagomonas calceolata is the source of this 2083-nucleotide messenger RNA. NCBI's taxonomy places the organism in Eukaryota, Pelagophyceae, Pelagomonadales, Pelagomonadaceae. The record is from the annotation of a GenBank genome assembly.
CGACCCAAAACGUGCUACAAAGGCUGCCCACGCGCAACGUACGCACCAAUAAGUGCGAUCAGGCGGCACAGGACAAUGCUGGAUGGUAAUCAUAGCAAGAAGCAUCGCGUGAGGACGACGCCGGUGAGUCUUCUGCCGGGGGACCGCAAGGAGCGGCUCUGCGCCAUGGCCGCCGAGGCCAGGGAGAAGCUUCGACCAUGGGCGCUGCAACCGGCAUCGGGCGUGAGCACGUUCAACCGGCUUUACAUGGCGCUCGGCGAGCAGGAGAGCGUGGGCGGACUGCUGCACAUCGCAUCACUUGGCGCGGACGGAGGCGAUGUGACGGAGGAGCACAUCGACGCGUUCCUUGAGGAGAGCAAUGCGUUCUUCGAUGGCGUCUUCCACACGGUGAACCAAUUCGCGAUCGUCGCUGCCCUCACUUUUACCAUCUCCGUGCCGCUAGCCGUGUACAACCUGGACGGCAUCGAGACGUUCGGGACGCGGGACGCGGCCCUGGGCGGCGACGGGAGCCCGGCGUGGUAUCGGGCCUGGCACGGGCCGCGGGCGCAGCACGCCUGCCACUGGGCGUCGUGCUGUCUGAUCUCCCUGUCGGUGUACUGCAGCUGGGAGGCCAUCUCGCGGUGCUUCAUGCUCAUUCCCACCUAUAGCCUCUACAUGCCGGACAUGGAGGCGAGGCUUCGAUUCUUUAUGCUCGCCCCGGCGUCCUGGCGUCUUCCGCUUGGACGGGUCGCGGCGACGACGUCGGCGCGUCGUCUCGAGACCCACGCACGCCAUCGCCGCAAACGCAGGCUUCACUACGAUCAAAUCAUGUGGGUCUGGCCCUACACGUGGGGGAGCGGGUGUCUCCUGCUGUUGGCGUUGCCGUUCCUCGGUGCCCGAAUUAGUCCGGUCGUGUCUAUGUGUACAGCCAUGCCCGCGGUCGGUGCCAUUCGCAUGAUCAAGUCGACGUGCUGGAAAUGGGGGAAUAUGUCGGGAGAUUUCCAACACGAGCUCGCGAAGCAGCUGCUCGCCGCUGACGACAGUUCGGGCGGGGAAAAGGCCGUAAGCUAAUCUAGCGUAUCGACACACUAGCUGCAGCGCCGGGUCGACUCAAACAGCGCGGUGUGCUGUUGCUGCUGCCGAAGCGCAACGAACGCGACGCAGGGAUACUCGCACGGUCUAAAAACGCGCGGCCAAGGCUGCCCGCGAGCAAUACGUGCGAUCAGGCGGCUAUCACACCAUGCUGGACCAAGGCAAAAGACACCGCGUGCGACCGACGCCAGCGAGCUUGCUGCCUGGGGAUCGGAAUGCGCGGCUCUGCGCCAUGGCUGCAGAGGCCAGGGAGAAGCUGCGGCAUUGGUCUAGUCAGGAGAAGACGAACACGUUCGAUUCCCUGUACGACGGGGUCGGGGCGCAUGAAGGCUGCGGCGGGUUACUCCGCAUCGCAGCGCUCGACCCGACCGGCUCCGGGCAUUUGACGGAGGCGGAGGCGGAUCGAUUCCUGUGGGAAAGCAGCCAGUUAUUUGAGGAAUUGAUUCACUUUCUGAACCUCGCAGCCCUCGUCGCGGCGCUAGCGUUCACUGUCGCCGUUCCACUCGCCGUGCUCAAUCUCGACGGACUCUCGACGUUCGACGCGAUUGACCCGUCCCUCGGCGGCGCCCAGAGUCUGGGUUGGUACAAGCGGUGGCGCGGACCGAGGCUGCUGCAUGCGAUGCAUUGGACGGGGAAUGGUUUGAUCGCGCUCUCCGUCUACGCUUCUUUCAAGGCCAUCGCUUUGUGCUUCGUGAUGAUACCUAGCUAUAGCUUCUACCUGCCGGACGUCGAGUCGCGGUUGCGAUUCUUCAUGCAGGACCACAAGGAGAUCCAGUACGUCUGGGCCUAUACCUACGGGAGCGUGGCGUUGCUGCUUCUAUCGCUCCCCUUCCUCGCGGCGCGAAUCUCACCGGUCGCGUCCACGUGCGCCCUCAUCCCGGCGGCCAGCGCCUUCUCGGUGUUUCGGGCCCUCUUGUUUCGAGCCGAUCACAUGGCGAACUUCCAGCUCGACAUCGCGCGGCGACUCAUGGCGGACGGCGGCGAAAUAUUUCGGGGGGAGGUCGUAAGCUAG